This is a messenger RNA of Aphidius gifuensis, 767 nucleotides long. Its product is annotated as cyclin-dependent kinase 2-interacting protein-like. Lineage: Eukaryota; Metazoa; Arthropoda; Insecta; Hymenoptera; Braconidae. The coding region runs from base 164 to 712 and encodes 182 amino acids. The transcript is spliced from 6 exons. The record is from RefSeq and is a predicted model, not a curated record.
AUAAUUUAUAUUUUUUAUUGGUCAUGUAUGUGUUUGUGAAUUUAUACAUUGAUGUGUUUGAGGUCUCUACCGUCUCUCCCGUCUCUACUCUUCUUCUUGAUUUCGAUUUUCGAUUCAUGAGACAAAUAUUAAGCAAUAAAAUAAUAAUUUAAAUAUUUUAAAAAUGGAAAUAUUUUCUCCAGCUGCUGCUUCACCAAAGCCAAUAAAACCUGGAGAAUUAACUGGUAGUUCAAGAGUAGUCAAAGAUUAUGUUGCUGACAUUCAUUCAUGUGUUCAAAAAUGGAAUGAUACAAUGAAUCAUGGAGUACCAUUAUUAAAAAAUAUAGAAGCUAUUAAAGUUGAUGAAUCAUUUCCAAAUGGUCUUCAAGAAAUUUGUGAUGAUCUUGAAAAAGAUGUCAAUCGAUUUAAUGAAAUUGUAUGUAGUUUAGAAGUUAUUGUAAAACAAUUAAGAUCAGUUGUUAAAUUUAAUCAUGGAAAAGAAAAAUUAUUUCGCGCAUGGCCAGAUGAAUAUUUUGUUGAUGCUGCAAAUUUGAUUUAUAAUUCUUAUCGACAAGAAGCAAUUGUCAAGCAAACAGUAUUGGAAAAUGUUGCUCAUGAUCAUCGUUUAGAAGCUCAAAUGUUACAUAGGGCUGCUUGGAUACAUGAACCAAUGAUUCCAUAUGAUUUAAAUAAAACAUUAGAAUCAAUGCUCAUUGAAACUGGCUACAAAUAAUCAACAAAAAUAUACAAAUUCAAUUAAUUUUAAUAAUAAACAAAUUAUUUAUUGG